AUGGAUGAAUUAAAACAAGCGAUUGUUCCCACUUAUAUUCAGUCGCUUGGUUUAGAAGGAAGUUUGGAGUUAUGGGUUCCUGCUCAUGAAGAUGAUUCCAUCAAUGAAGUAGAAGCCGAAGAACAGAAUUUUGACUGUGAGUCGAUUCUAAAAGGAGAAUUGAUUGCUUUUGAUAGUGGCGUAUUUACUCGAAAAACCAAUUUGUUCCCUCGCUGUGUUCAUUGGAAUGUUUUCAAAAAUCAAACCUUAGUUUUAAGUGAGGUAUCUCUCAAAAAAGAUUCUACCAGCAUACCGUCUUUUAAUAUUAGGAUUCACUUUCCUUCCCAAUUGCUAAAAAACUGCGUAACCUUUGGAUUUGAUGAUGAAAAAGACGAGUUGAGCCUUUUCGUAAUCACGUCUACUAGAGUAUUGUAUUCUAUUCAACUAAAGCCAGAGUGGUUUUUAUCUUCCAAUCCUACUGUUGAUGAAGGUUGGUGCACCUGUUAUCGCCCUCCAUCCUUUCUAACUAAGAGUCCAUCUCAUGCAACUGGUGUCGAUCGUUCCUCAUUGUUUGUCACAUUUAUCUCGGGGGGACUCGUCAAGUUAAACAAAUCACUCAACAAUGACCAAAUCCGAGAAGAACAUUAUCAUGAUUCUAGGUACAUGGCAUCUAUCCGGCAUUAUCUUACUCUCCAGGCGUUCAAAGAUGAAUAUCGUCCGCCUAACAGCAUCGUUUCUAUGGCUUAUAACCAUCGCUACCAUUACCUACUAACUUUGAGUAUGGAUCAUACGCUAAAAAUCUGGAAUUCUUUAAAUGGUGUUUUGUUGGAAAACAUAUCCUUCGAACCCCUUCCUGUGCAAAAUUCAAAUGCACUUUCUUAUUUAUCUAUAGAUAGUUCCACGCAGUCUUAUGUUUCUGUAUAUCAUCCCAAUGAUACUCAUGGAUACUUUUCUCUUUACAAGUUUGAGCUUGAUCAAGAUGAUGGUUCAUUUCUCAAUUUAUCUCCAAUUGUGACGAAAAUUACUCCUCCGAAUUUACCGGAUGAUGAGUAUUUGCCUUGGACUUUAUUAAAAACAAGUCUUAUUUGUUUGGAUGAAGACAAUAAACACUUCAGUUUGUUUUUAGCCUGGAAAAGUAAUCUUCAUGCUGUCGUGCAACGUGCUGAAAUCGUUCCCAACAUAGACCAAACUGCAAAGGUCUUGUGGAAGACCACGAAGAAAAAUACGGUUACUAACUUUGAUAAAUUUUCGUUUGAUAUCCCGACCACUAUUUCUUUCGGUGAUGUGUCUGAAAUAUGGAUUGAUAAUUUAUUGAAGAAUAAAUAUAUAUCUCCCGAAUCAUUGCAGUUAGCUUUCUUGUGUUAUCAAAAAGUUAAUCCUUAUACUUCAAAGUCAAAGAUGGAUUCUUUGCUUAGUGCGUCCAUUAAUGAACUCAUGAAAGAAAUUACCACAAUGAUUAUUGGUUCUGUGCCUGUUCAGCCUGAGUUUGGCUCUUCAUCAUUUGAUUACCCUGCAUAUCGUCAAACUCUUUACAAUGAAUGGGAGCGGUUCGCAAAAUUGACGUUGUAUCUGGAUAGCUUUGGCAACGAAUUGUUGAAUAUUGAAGUAGACUCAAAUUCGAAAAACACGUACGUUUGCUAUGCAAGCAAGAUUGGUGUCUUGCGACAGCCUGUUAAUAUUGAAUACCUGGACGGUGAUUUAAUAAGUAAUAUGCUACAGCUCCCUGAAAUGAAGGCUCCUGAUUUGGUAUCAGGUUACCAGCUAUUAGAUCUUGCUUGCAGUUUGCUGAACUGCUUACCAUCUGCUAUACUUCUGGAAAUACGAUUUUCUCUUCAAGAACUGGUCAAAAACCCUGCCUCUUAUUCAGUAUUCGAUACAUUAUGGAUAUUCUUUGAUAAAUACAUUUAUCCAAAUGUAAACCCGGAUCACUUAAAAUCCCUGGCCGAAAGCUUUGCUUCCCGCGAUAAUCCAAUAGCUGACAUAAAAUCUCUCCUUGAUUAUUUAAAAGGCUUUCCAGAGCGUUCAGUUCGAUUUAGUUAUACCCCUUUCUUUUCGUUGGCGUUAUCAAACACACUUAUUACAGUCCUUGGGAGCUUGCAAACCUCCCUUGAAGCCUUAAUCUUCCUUCUUUCAACUGCUUCCAGCCAACAGGAUGUACAAUUGGAACAAAAGGUAAUUGGCUCCGAUGAAAUAUUUUUAGACUUGCUUGAUAAAUGGAAAAAGGUAAGCUUUUUCGCAGCUACUUUCAACUUGCCUUUAGAAUUCGUUGAUAUCGAUUGUUCGGAAGUCGGUGAUCGUACUUUACAAUCUAACCUUGGCAUAAUUUCCCACCUAAACAGUCCUUUUGAAAUCCUUGCAACCUUUUUUUGCCGUGAAAAUGAAUUAAACAAUCAAUCUUCUGCCUUGGAGAUUAGUAUCAAGUCCUUUGUUUCUCGUUUAUUAGAGAAUUCGUCUAGCAGCCAGAUGAUUUCAGAAGCUUUUGAAAAGCUUCUAUUAUUAAAACAAUACAACGCUUGCUCCGCUUUGUUGAGCUGGCUCGGGUUUGAUUCCAUCUGCCAGUAUCUCAAGGCUACAACCUAUCUAGGAUCUAAAGAAAUUCAAAAAUCCGUCUACCACUUUAAACACGCUAAUCUGAACGUCAACAAAUCAGAAAUAUCUGAGCGUCCCCUUUUAAAACAAUAUGUCGAUACAGCUCAAAAAUAUUCACUUGACUGUCAUCUGUCCAGUUAUUAUUUGCACGUUUCGAAGCUGUUAUCCACUGAGGGAGCAUGUGUUGAUGCUCUUGAAUUUUCUUUGAUGGCUGACUCAUUGAAAGGAACAGAUGUAAAUCUAGCUUCUGAUAUUAGGAGGCAGUUAUUCGUCACGUCCUGCGCUUCUUCAAAGUUCGACACCGCUUACUCUACACUUCUAUUAAUGAAGGACAAGAAAGAAAAGAGUGAUGCACUCAAUAAAUUUGUGAAACAGCUGGCUUUUAAAGGAAAACUGUUUCGACUUAUUGAUUAUUCGAUGCCAUCGCUACAGGACGAAGUUGAUAGUAUCCUAGAAAAAAGAUCCUUCCAGAUGAUUGACGUCCGAAGUCAACCAUGCUGGUAUAACGUAUUAUAUAGUUGGCGUUUGAAAAAUCAGAAUUACCGUGAUGCCGCUGCAAUAAUUUAUGAAAAACUAUCACGCUUACUUUCUUUAGAUGGCUUCAAAAAGGAUCAAGAAACUGAAAUAUUGGAAAACUAUCUUAUUGUUUUGAAUGCUCUUAAGCUAUUAGAUCAUGAAGAAGCGUGGAUGUUGGUAACUGAUGUAUCCAAGUUAACAAAUGGUAACGAACAACAGUACUUUCCUCAGAAGUUAGUUACUUUGGAUAACGUUUCGAUGGAAUAUGAAGCACACCUUCAGAAUAUUGCUAGGGAAGUUACAGCUCAAAUCUCUUCCGCUGCUACUAUAGAUUUUUAG
Messenger RNA from Schizosaccharomyces osmophilus, 3423 nucleotides. It is a transcript of the gene nup120, whose product is annotated as nucleoporin, WD repeat Nup120. Gene Ontology annotation, cellular component: nuclear pore. Gene Ontology annotation, molecular function: structural constituent of nuclear pore; protein binding. The transcript has a single exon. Lineage: Eukaryota; Fungi; Ascomycota; Schizosaccharomycetes; Schizosaccharomycetales; Schizosaccharomycetaceae. The record is from RefSeq and is a predicted model, not a curated record. The coding region runs from base 1 to 3423 and encodes 1140 amino acids.